This is a messenger RNA of Mercurialis annua (annual mercury), 1962 nucleotides long. RefSeq names its product tubby-like F-box protein 3. Bases 351 to 1577 code for a protein of 408 amino acids. NCBI's taxonomy places the organism in Eukaryota, Viridiplantae, Streptophyta, Magnoliopsida, Malpighiales, Euphorbiaceae. The record is from RefSeq and is a predicted model, not a curated record. The transcript has 6 exons.
AAAUUAAAAAUUAAAUGUCUGGUCUCCCUGACUCUACUCUACUUACUACUAACUCUCUACCCAUUACCAAACCCUAAUCUCUCUCCUCUCUCAACUUUCUUGCUUUCAUCGCACUUCCAUUUCAUACUCCCCAUCUUUUUCAUUUUAUCUGGUAAUUCUUUAAUUGACUGUAGAUCUGAAUCUGGGCAGUUUCCAGUUUUUCAUUUGGUUUCCUGUGGAUGAUGGGUCAGGAUUGACCUUCUCAGUUUUACUUCAAUUGAUGGUUAAAAAUUAGAUCCUGAGCUGUUUUUAGCUGAUGGGUAUUCUUGAUCAGUAAAUUUGGAUGUGAAAAGGAUUUUGAUUUAAUAAAGAUGUCGUUUAAGAGUAUUCUUCAGGAUAUGAGGGGUGAAUUUGGGAGUAUUUCUAGAAAAGGAUUUGAUGUGAAAUUUGGAUAUGGGAUGCGAUCCAGGUCUCAGAGGGUAGUUCAAGAUAGCUCCUUUGUGGCUGUUGAUGCUUUUAAGCAGAGUUGUUGGGCUAAUAUGCCUCCUGAGCUUUUGAGGGAUGUUAUCAUGAGAAUUGAGGCUUCUGAGAGUAGCUGGCCUGACCGGAAGAAUGUGAUUUCGUGUGCUGGUGUUUGUAGGAAUUGGAGGGAAAUUAUGAAGGAGACUGUUAAAACUCUUGAGGUUUCGGGCAAAUUGACGUUUCCGAUCUCGUUGAAGCAGCCUGGACCAAGGGACUCCCUUCUUCAAUGCUACAUCAAACGGAAUCGUAGCAACCAAACAUAUUAUCUUUACCUCAGCCUAAAUCAAGCAGCUUCAAAUGAUAAUGGUAAGUUCCUUCUUGCUGCCCGGAGGUGCAGGCGGCCUACUUGCACAGAUUACAUCAUUUCUUUAAAUUAUCAAGAUGUGUCUAGAGGAAGCAGCACCUACAUUGGAAAGCUAAGAUCAAAUUUUCUGGGAACCAAGUUUACUAUCUAUGAUGCGCAACCUCCAACUAUUGGUGCCAAAGUUGCCAAAUGUCGCUCCAGUCGGGUAGUUAAUAUGAAACAGGUCUCACCCAGGGUUCCUGCAGGGAACUAUCCCGUAGCACAUGUCACAUAUGAGUUGAAUGUCUUGGGGUCAAGAGGUCCAAGGAGAAUGCAGUGUAUUAUGGAUGGCAUCCCUGCUUCUGCUGUUGAUCCCGGAGGAGUGGCCCCCACGCAGACUGAGUUUAUGCAUAGCAAUAUGGAUUCUCUGCCGUCACUUCCCUUUUUUAGAUCCAAGUCUAUCCGAACAGAUAAUACCCAGUCUGGUCCUUUAUCUAGUAAUAAGGAUGCAAUGCUAGUGCUAAGAAACAAGGCACCUAGGUGGCAUGAGCAACUUCAGUGCUGGUGUCUGAAUUUCAACGGGCGUGUGACGGUUGCUUCAGUUAAGAAUUUUCAGCUGGUUGCUUCUGUGGACAAUGGAGGUGGUAACAGGCAAGAGCAUGAGAAUGUUAUACUUCAAUUUGGAAAAGUGGGGAAGGAUGUGUUUACAAUGGAUUAUCAGUAUCCAAUCUCAGCAUUCCAGGCGUUUGCUAUAUGCCUUAGUAGCUUUGACACUAAGAUUGCUUGUGAAUGACAGAUCAUCAGGGAUUGCAGAGGCGGUUAGCUGUGUCACAGAGGCAUUGUGCAAAAAGCUUGUAGACAGCUCAAUCUCGUUCCUUUGUUAAUGCAAUCAGAAAAAAUAGGAUUGUUAUUAUUUUUUAUUUAUGUACAUAUAAACUCUUUACAUUCUGAAACAAAAACAGUGCAGUUGUGCAAUGGCUGACAAGGAUCUUAUAUGGGUAGGUCUGAGUGUUAGCGACUCUCGACUCCUUAAGUGGGAGUCGUCGGCUUGGAGUUUUCAUAGGUUAAGGCUAAUUUUAUUUCGGAUGUUGCUUUGCUGCCCAUUGAUCUGUAGUUUACAAUUGCUUUUCUUCUGUUGAACACUUAGAAUUUGCUAAUUCAAGACCAUACUUUGAAAA